Molecule: messenger RNA, 1937 nt
Organism: Neolamprologus brichardi
Lineage: Eukaryota; Metazoa; Chordata; Actinopteri; Cichliformes; Cichlidae
Gene: p3h4
Product: prolyl 3-hydroxylase family member 4 (inactive)
Biological process (GO): collagen fibril organization; peptidyl-lysine hydroxylation
Cellular component (GO): endoplasmic reticulum
Molecular function (GO): protein binding; collagen binding
Source: RefSeq, a predicted model, not a curated record
CCGUCUUCAAAGAAGGUACCGUUGAAAUGAUAACGAACAAAAUCUUCUAUUUCCACUUCUCGAGGACAAACUUUCGGAAUGUCAUAACGAUCUACGACAACGUCGAGUAACGGACCGGGGCUACAGUUCACGGUCAAUAAAUGCGACAGAAGUAAAAGCUGAAAACAUGCCAAUAAAUCCAUUUGGAAAGCUGCUCAGUGGAGAGAGAGCCCGUCUGCCCGCCGGUGAUGUGGUUCAAGAUGUGGAACUGAUACAGCAGCAAAAAGUUGAAGCUGGUCUGGCCGUGAAGCUCGUUUAAAUGACAUAGAUGACUUCCGGUAUCCCACUACGUGCAGACAGACAUGAGCGAUCCCUGUUAAAGUAAAGAAGGAGGUCUCCUGAGCCAUUCAAAGCACUGACAGACGGCUGAGGGAGCCUGUGAAGGUAAAGAUGCUCACGAGAAGCUUGUUCCUGGCCUUCUUCUUCGUUAUUUUUGCGCCGGUGGACGCUCAGUAUGAGAAGUACAGCUUUAAAAGUUUCCCUCAGAAGGACAUCAUGCCGCUGGAAUCCGCGUACAACUACGCGAUGGAGCAAUACCGAGCGCAAAACUGGGCAGAAACUAUCAAGUUCCUGGAGCUGAGCCUGCGGCUCCACCGGCUGCUCCGGGACAGCGAGGCUUUCUGCUGCAGCAACUGCAGCUCCGUCAGCCGGGACAACGACACCCUGUUCGAGGAUAGCAGCCUCCGCGUCGUGCGCCACAUCCUGCUGAGAGCUGCUUGCCUUAAAAAGUGCAAGGCAGAUUUUCCAGUGUUUAAGCUCACAUAUCCACGGAGAGAUUUAUUGGAAACUUUCGAGAAAAGGACACCUUAUCGUUACAUACAGUAUGCAUACUUCCAGCUUAACAACCUGGAGAAGGCAGUGGCUGCAACUCACACUUUCUUGAAGAAGAACCCAGAUGAUGUCCUCUUAACAAAGAACAUGAACUACUACAAGACACUGUUUGACGUGGAGGAAUAUCUCAUUGAUCACGAGGAGCAGCCAUAUGAAAGUGUUUUCUUGAAAAGUGUGACGCUCUACAACAACGGAGACUUCAGCAACAGUGCUAGAAACAUGGAGCAGGCCAUCACACAGUACUUUGAAGUAUACAACCUCUGUUUAGCUGGCUGUGACAGCUCAUAUGAGAUUGUGGAGUUCAAAGAUUUCUAUCCCAGCAUGGCGGAUCUCUAUAUAAAUGCUCUGAAAUGUAAAGUUAAAUGUGAGGAGAACCUGACACCCAGCGUUGGAGGCUUCUUUGUGGAGAAGUUUGUAGCUACUAUGUAUCACUACCUCCAGUUUUCUUAUUAUAAAUUAAAUGAUGUAAAGAACGCUGCUCCGUGUGCAGCAAGUUACAUGCUGUUUGACCCCAAAGACCAGGUGAUGCAGCAAAAUGUGGCGUAUUAUCGCUUCUACCGGGAGCAGUGGGGCCUCAACGAUAAUGAUUUUGAACCUCGGCCUGAGGCACUGAGGUACUUUAACCAGACGACCAAACAGAAAGAAAUGCUGGAGUUUGCUCUGAGCUACCUGCAAACAGACAAUGAGGAAGUUGUAAGUCCAGAAGAAAUGACCACCUCUCGCUCAAACCAUCCUGACACUGAGUUUGAGGGUAUGGGGGAUUAUGAGGAGUCCCUCCUGGCUGAUUGGUGGCAGGAACCCAAAACUAAGUGGGACACUGGAGAAGUCAUAGACUGACAUCUGUCUUUAUCUUCAAGCAGAACACUUUCACGUCCAACUCUGUCCCACCUCCCAUGAAAACAUGCCCAAAAAAUGCUGAACCAGCUACAGACAAACAUCUAGAUUCCUAUCAGUAUUAUGCACAAAAAACAAAAACACAGAGCCCCCCUGGUGAUUGAUUGUGGGGAUUUCUUUUUUUCUGUUUUUUUGACAAGAUUAAAAUUCACAGCCUUGUUAGUGCAUGCACA